CGUUGCUAGCUCGCGCAAAAAUUAUGUCGAGACUCCCUUGCCACGUCAAGAAGUUUGGUCUAUUCGCCGUGGGUCUGUCGCGAUAUACUCACCUGUGAGCCGCAUCUUAGUCUUCUACUCAAGCAAAAACGACAAAAAAAAGCAUGGGGCGAAACACGGUAGGGAGGAAAGCACGUAAAAAAGGGUAUCACACCGCGGAAGCUACAGAAAGAGGUAUAGAAAAAACACUUGUCGGGAUUAAGCAUUCGAAAAGCAGCAAAAACUGCAACCUUCUCUAUCCAGUAUUGCGACAGACGAAGUGUUUGUGCGAAGAUAUGUCACAAACAAAGUACAGGAACAAUCCGUCUUGUAGACUAGAGCCCCAUUAUGAUGCAAGUAAAUUUCUUACUGCCCAACAUGAAGACAGCAUAAAGAAAUGUUGAUGGUUACAAUUUGUGAUUUGGACAAUAAAAAAACAUAAGUCUGAAUGUGAUAAAAACACGUCGACUUUAUAAUGCUAAGAGCAUUUUAAUUAAUAUAAAUAUACAAGUACAACAUGUUUUUUCUUUUUUCCCGGAAAGAGUUUGUGCGUAACUUUUAAGAUGUUCAUAAUUAUUGUUAAAAAUUAAGUUUUAAGGCUGAUUUGUUGGUUCUUAUACGUAUGUAUAACCCGAAACUUAAUAAUUAUAAAAAGUUAUAAAUAGUGUAUUUAUUUUUCUUUAAAACAAAUAAUAAUGUUUUUUUUUUAUAUUAUCGUGAUUCAUUGUGUACCACAUGGUUCAUUUAGUACCACCCCCCCGGUUCUUUGUGUACCCCUAGGAGUACGCUAUGAACCAUUUCUCAUGUUUUAAAAAAACAUGUAUAAAUUAGGCAACAGCAAAUGUUUUCCACUUAUUUCAACACAAUUUGGCAGCUUAUUAAAUAACCUAUCAUUUGAGACAAAAAUAUUUUCUUAGACUGUAAAAACGAGCGCGCUAGAGAUCUCCAAACUUUUGGUGGUUCAAUGGCUACCACCCUACCCUACUCUAAAAUACUGUAAAAUGUGUUCAUUGUAAUAUAGUAAUUAAUGAGGUGUUAGCGUUCAUUCAAUCUAAAAUGGACGUGAUGGAUGAAGAAAGCAUGAUACGUCUGUGUGCUACGUCAUUCUUGGAAAAAGAAAUAGCUGCGGCCAAGAAUUUGUUAUUUGAUUCGAUCUCAGCGGUUAAGAAAACUACGCGAAAAGGUGACGGCAAAAGCCAACGUAACCUUGAAGAUAUAAUAAGUACAUUAAAGAGAGUAGAACCUGAUCAAAUUCCAAUUUUUGUGGCGAGAGAAUUGCACCGUUUACCCCCAGUUACGUUCGAUCAUAUCGACGCAACGAGACUGCUUAAGGACAUUAUUCUGAUGCAAAACGAAAUACAAACCCUUAAGCGUGAUUGUGCUACUAUGGAACAACUAAAUCAGUUACGUAUGGAUCUUAAUAAUAUCAAGCAAACAUCAAUCGUUAACAACUUCGAUUGCAAUAUUAAUAAAAAGAGAGGAGGGUAUCGGAAUAUUGAUAUUUCUGGAGGUGAGCUUGACAGUGGGCCCGUAGGGCUAAUAUUGAAUUAUGAUACCGGUAAAACACAGGAAUCAACGGGAUGCUUAUUGCAAUCAUCCACAAUAUCUAAAGUUGGCGAUGAUAACUGUACACAUAAAGAUGAUGUUGACGGGAUGGGACAUAAUUCGAGUGUCGUACAGCAAAGUGAACACAUUUCCGAUCCACAACAGCUGAGCUCGAGCGAUGAAUCAUCGUCGCCUGCGCCGCCGCCGAUGCAGCGACAAGUUAAUGAUUGUAUUACCGUGUCCCCGAAUAGUGGAAUAACGAUGGCCGAGGUUUUGCGCCGAAACAAUGGAAUGCAAUCUAACAAACCGGAUAACAAUAAUGAGUGGAGAGUGGUUCAGAGACAUAAAAGGAAGAAUUAUUUUAGUGGAAAAGUUGGUAAUGCCUCAAAAGAUACUGAAUUAAAUUUUAAGGCAGCGGAGAAAAGAUUACCUAUUUAUAUAACAAAUGUUCAUAAAGAGACCUCAAUGGAUGAUAUUAUCACUUAUAUUCUGAAGAAAACUGGAGAAAAAGUGAAUCUGACUAAAUUGUCUAUCAAGAACGAAAAUAAAUAUAAUGCUUAUAAAUUUUUUGUACCGAGUUAUACGUUACAUCUGUUCUUAAAUGAAUCUAUGUGGCCUAAAGGGAUAGUUUUUCGUCGGUUUGUACAUUAUCAGUACCGAACUGAGGAUAAGCGCCCUGACACGAUUUAUAAUAAUAAUAAAUAAAUGGACGACAUACAACAUAGUAAAAUUAAAAGUAAAAUUAUGUCAUUUAAUUGUAAAGGCCUUAAGAGGUCAAUAGAAUGUGUGAGGUCUUUCUGUGGCAAAGCAGAUAUAAUAACAUUGCAAGAGACAUGGCUACUUCCACAUGAUAUACCACUACUGGGGACAAUAAGUGAGGAAUAUGCGUACUUUGGAAAAUCUUCGGUGGAUACUUCUGCAGGAUGUCUGAAAGGAAGACCUUAUGGCGGAUUAGCAAUAUUAUGGAGAAAAAGUGCUUUUGUAUCUGUUACUCCCGUGGACUGUAAUAGUGAUCGGUUAGCGGCAUGUAAGGU
This is a messenger RNA of Helicoverpa armigera (cotton bollworm), 2597 nucleotides long. RefSeq lists its product as uncharacterized. The record is from RefSeq and is a predicted model, not a curated record. The transcript has 2 exons. Bases 1075 to 2268 code for a protein of 397 amino acids. Lineage: Eukaryota; Metazoa; Arthropoda; Insecta; Lepidoptera; Noctuidae.